AUGCAAUCGAAACGUCUGUCUUUUAUUUCAUCAAUGUCACCAUCCAAGCACUCAUCGCCUCAAUUCCAAGCUCUGCCUACCUUUAACCCUUAUGAGAGCAUACAACAACAACAGAAACAACUACAUAGUGAUUUGUAUCAACUGCAGUCAAAGUUGAGAAUAGUCACCCAAGAUGAUUCAUCGAUACCAGAUUACAAGGAAAUACCAAUGUCGGGAAAAAAAUCAGACUAUAGCAUGAAAAUAGUGGUUGCUGGUGACGGUGCUGUAGGUAAAACCUGUUUGUUGGUGAGUUAUACGCAGAAUAAGUUUCCUGAAAUCUAUGUCCCUACAGUGUUUGAGAAUUAUGUCACAACGUUGGGUGCACCCAAUGGUAAAUCGUUUGAAUUAGCAUUGUGGGAUACAGCAGGACAAGAAGAAUAUGAUCGAUUGAGACCCUUGAGUUACCGUGAUGCUGACUUGAUAUUCGUAUGCUUUGCCUUGGAUAACAUUACAAGUUUGAUUAACAUCAAGGAUAAAUGGUUUCCUGAAAUAAAGCAUUAUUGCCCUACUGUGCCAGUUAUCCUUGUAGGAACCAAAUCUGAUCUACUGGGGACUAUUCCAACUGAGCUUCCUCCCCAAGUUGCUAUGGAGAUUGGUGCUAUUGCGUAUGUUGAAUGUUCUGCCAAAGACAUGUAUCAAGUCCGUGCCCUGUUCAAUGUUGCCCUUGAGCAACAUCAAAAAGAAAUGGAGAGACAAGAACAGUACCAAGCUAGCAACAGGAGAAGAUUGUUAAGACGUUCAAAUGCUGGUGCAUCGUCAAGUGGCAAUUACGGUCACAUGAGAAACAAGAGCAGUACGUCUUCGAGUAAACGAGGCCAUAAACAAAACGGAUCAUUGAGUUCCAGUGUAUUGAUUGAUGAACCAUUGACUGAAGAUACGUAUCAAAGCAAUCCCUAUGGAAGUUUCAACGGAGAUUCUCGAAACAAUGGUGAAUUCGAUUUCAUUAAUGAACGAAAGAAAAUGGAAAAGAAAAAGUGUGUUAUCUUGUAG
Molecule: messenger RNA, 1029 nt
Organism: Lodderomyces margitis
Lineage: Eukaryota; Fungi; Ascomycota; Pichiomycetes; Serinales; Debaryomycetaceae
Gene: CRL1
Product: Rho family GTPase
Exons: 1
Coding region: 1-1029 (342 amino acids)
Biological process (GO): small GTPase-mediated signal transduction
Molecular function (GO): GTP binding; GTPase activity
Source: RefSeq, a predicted model, not a curated record